CCACUAGGGAAUCUUCUAUGGAAAAAAUGCUUUGGGAGCUUGCAAGCUCUACCUGCAUCAGCCGUGAACUCCUUCAGCUAUGGCAGGCUUUGGGGAUGACACUUGCUGUGGAGGGUGUCAGCCAGCAGCUCCUGCUCACAGGCAAGCUCCUGUGACCUCAGCAACGGUGCUGGAAACAGUUGUCAAAGUCAGAGUCACAUAGCAACUAGUCUCAAAGUCCCUUGCUGAUGUGUACCAGUGCAUCAUCAUCUACAGAUGUGUGUACAGUGGUCCUUCAAAAUCAGUUUUUGUGUCAUUCCAAUGGUGUGUUUGUUUUGUACUACUGUGGUUUGUUCACAGCCUAUCAGCAAUGCCACCUCCAGGUUGGUUCAUUAGCAUAUCAAAACCUGCCUUAGGCUUGGCUCCCAGCUAAGCUACUUUGUGGCUGGCUCUUGCCAUCAUUAGGUUAUUUUUUCCAAGUCACAUGAAAUGAUUUCACUUAUGUUCCUAACAGGUGCCAUGAGAACCACCUACAGCAUAGGUACGGACAUGGGGUCAUACAGAGCAUGAUAUAUUUCUAGGAAAGAGGAGCGCUAGAGGCUGGGUCCACACAAGUGGGAAGAAAGGAGGGGUUGAAAUGAUGCUGAUCAGUUGUCCUGUGGGUGCUGGGAGAUCUAAAAAUGGCUGGUCAAGGGCAGAAGGAUCCUCCCACACAUACAAAAAAAAUCAUGUGGGGAUCAUGGGCUUGGAUGUGAAGGGAUAGCAGGGGCCAGAUAAAGGCUCAGUAGUGGCACACCAGCAUGUGUGCAAACAAGAAGUAAGGGGCCUUAAAAGGCAGUAACAAGCAAGGAAGAGUAGAGAGAGAGUAGGACUGAAGAUGGACAGUGUUAGCAUUCCUUCUAGGCUCUGCCUAGCAGUUACCUGGCAACAGCCAAGUAGGCCUGGCUUGCUAUAAAAGGGACUGUUUGGUGUUUCUCUCUCUCUCUCUCUCUCUCUCUCUCUCUCUCUCUCUCUCUCUCUCUCUCUCUCUCUGUUUUUAAAUAAACUCUAUUCUACAUUAUACCCAUUAUAUGGCUGGUACCUCAGGGGGAAGGAACGCCUCAGCAUGGGCCCACCAAGGCACCCCUACCUCACCAUGGUGCUCUACAAAAACAUAUCCUGGUCUUUUUUAAAACACAACAGAUUGUGCAGCUAACAGUAACUGGCCUUGACUCUAGAUAGGAUGGGUUGAAGGGAAGGAGGGGCCUGAGAUACAGUCACUGCUGAGGAGUAUGGACAGCCCACCCAGGCUGGGCACAUACGAGGAAGAGCAGCACUCCACUCUUGCCUUCUCUCAGCAAGAUCUGUCUGUCCAUCUGUGUGCUCAUCUCUCUCUCUCUCUCUCUCUCUCUCUCUCUCUCUCUCUCUCUCUCUCUCUCUCUGUUACAACAGGAAACCAAAUAUUUGCUGUGCUGAAGAGCCAUGCUAGGCAAGUGUUACACUCCUUCAGCUACCUCAAACAAAAUACUUUUUAAUUCCUUACUAUAGUUUCUAAUUUUUAAUCUUGAAAAAAAUUGGUGAGAUAUUUUCUUUUCCUUCCUCAAACAGAAAAGACAUAGUUACCUAUACAUGGUCUCUACUGUAUAUGAAAUUUUUAGACUCGUUUCCCUCUUGUUUCCCUGUGUUUAAAAAAGAAAAGAAAAAGACAAUGGUUAGAAGGUACGAUAGCUGUUGGUUCUGGGAGUUCACCUGUCCUGACUGGCUUGUCAUAUAGGGGCUUGGGCUAGACCAUGACAUGACAGCUCUUUACCUGCAGAACUGAGCUGGAGGACACAUUCUAACCUCUGGGAUAAUGACAUUUUGAUAAAGAUUUUAAAAAAUGAUUUCACUUUGCAAGACAAACAGCUAAUAAAAUAGAUUCUUUUUUGGUAACCACCCAUACAGCAAUCAAUCUGUCACUCGAAAACCUGGCUCCCAAGAAGUGUGAAAUGAGGCCACACUGGAGUUCUUUGGGAACAGAGGGCCAGAGAGACCUUCCCCUCAACCAGACUCCAAUUGCCAUCCAAACAGGGAGAGCUCAGAUUCAGAAAACAGGAAACACAACUGGGUUGUUCGCUCAAUCCAGACUUGGGGGAUCGGGAAGGGGGAGCAGUGCUGUCUACAUCAGUCUGCCAACUCUUCCUUGGUGUCUCACCCUUUUCUAUCCCAUCCCCAUUGAGUAACAACAACAAAAAAUGCAUUUCCCACUCAGGGCUGAUGGAGUGACUCACACCCCAGGGGCCGCUUCUGUGUUACAGCCAUUCAAGCAGGAACUUAAAACAAAGGGUCAUUUCAAAACCACCAGAAAAAGAUCAAUAGAACAAGCCUUAGUCAUAAGAUAUAUCACCUCUGUGUCCACCUGAGGCCACCUAACUCCCUUGUUCUCUCUGUUUCUAACUCUGCCUGGAUGCCUCUAGAGUUUUCUGUCGUUAUUGAGGGAUGGGAAAAAGAAGGCAGAGGAAAUGAAAGGGAGAAAGAAAAAGAAAAGGUGCCCUGUUGCACACAGAGCACAGCUGAAAUCCUUUCCACUCUUUUUAGAAACAAGAUAGAACAAAUAAACUAUUUAGCCAGAAAGCAGCUCUAACUGAAGUCUCUGGCUGUUACUGCCCUAAACUUGGAAGGAAAUCAGAUUUCUACAAAUGCUAACCAAUAAGCAGGAGCAUCGACACAGAGCGGGCCCUCAAUAAAUAUCAACUGAUUUAGCUUCGAAGUGAUGCAGUCUGAGCUGGGGCUGGGGGGUGGCUAACACCUGUAAGGCAGGAAGACUGCCUCAGACUGAAGGAAUCUGAGAUAGAGAUAGACUGUCUCAACAAACAAACCCCCAAAUGACCAAAACCACGGAUCUCAAAGAUCUGAGGAACAAAUAAAACUCGGUAACAGGUCUGGAGAGAUGGCUCAGCGGUUAAGAGCACUGACUGCUCUUCCAGAAGUCCUGAGUUCAAUUCUCAGCAACCACAUGGUGGCUCACAACCAUCUGUACUGAGAUCUGAUGCCCUCUUCUGGUGUAUCUGAAGACAGAUACAGUGUACUUAUAUAUAAUAAAUGAAUAAAUCUUUAAAAAAAAAAAAAAAACUCGGGGCUGGGGAUUUAGCUCAGUGGUAGAGCGCUUACCUAGGAAGCGCAAGGCCCUGGGUUCGGUCCCCAGCUCCGAAAAAAAAAGAACCAAAAAAAAAAAAAAAAAAAAAAAAAAAACAAACAAAAAAAAAAAACUCGGUAACAACUUAAAAAGUCCAAAACGAGAGGGGGGAAAAGCCCACAAAGAUGAACAGAUCUAGAAGACAAUGGCUGGAUCCCAGUGUGUACAGAAAGGAACUGAGAACACCUGGAAGAAGUGAUUGACAGAAAGCUGAGACAGAACAAAGGAGUCAGGGGUGCUGGGAUGAAGGCACAAAACAAACCCAAAACAUAGAAAACAGGAGCAAAUGACUGAGUUGGAAAAUGGGAGGUGACAACAUGGCACUAAUCUGAGCAUAGAGGGAGGCCCAAGGCGUGCAGCCUUCAGUAAGGGGAAGCCUCAGGUGAGGGGAGUAGCCAAUACCCUCCAGAGAGCUAAAGUCCACGGUGCCUUUCAAGUUUAAUUCUGAGGAGAAGAAGUGAGCAUUUUCUAGCUAAAAUCUUGAAUUGUAAAUUAUCCAUUAAGUGGAUAAGAAGGAAGAUAAGCAUUUUUGAAACUGGGUAAAGUGACAAGAGAGUUUACAUCACAGACAUUGAAGAAACAAUCGGCUCAGGGGACAGUGAUUCUAACACGGGGGUUUUUACUCAGUUAGGAUCCUAAACAUAGUCAGUUCUGUAAAGCAGGCAGAAGAUAGUCAUGCACAGGGACUGGGCUGGAUUAGCACACAGUUAAGGUUUUUUAAAGCAAGGUGGAUGUCUGCCUUUAUAAAGGUGUGAAGGACAAAAGCUAUCUUACGUAACAAGAAUUAGAAUUAGAAUGAGCCAACUAAAGAAGAAAGAAUAAAUGAUCUGACAAAAUGUUGUCAUUCCAAAGACUUCAUCUACACUCGAAUAAUUCCCAAUUUCCAGCUAAGACCUCAGCUCUGAGUCUCAUUGCCACCUGGCACACACAUAAAUGCUGUACAACGCUUACCCAACCCCUGUUGGGGAGUGACCCUGACAGUAGUUGCCUGAAGUGGGGAACCUCAAAAUGUCCUCCAAGCUAUCCAGCUGUUUAUCCCUAAUCCCACCCAUUGGGAUCAGUCUACUUCCCUUGCCAUGAAGGUACCACAGAGUGGGUAGCUCAAACAAAUGCCAUUUAUUUUGUCACAGUCCUGACAUCAAGGUCUGGCAGAUUCCAGUGAGGGCGCUCUCUCUCUUCCUAGCUAAUAGACAGCUGCCUUCUCUGUGAGCCUUCACAAGUUUUCACUGAUUGUGAAUAUUUGGCAAUAUCUCUUAAAGAAACACUAAUCUUGCUGGGUGGUGGUGCACACCUUUAAUCCCAGCAUUUGGGAAACAGAGGCAGGUGGAUCUGUGUAUGAGGCCAGCCUGGUCUACAGAGAGUUCCAGGACAGUCAGGGCUCCACAAUAAGAAAUUCUGUUUCAGGGGCUGGGGAUUUAGCUCAGUGGUAGAGCGCUUACCUAGGAAGUGCAAGGCCCUGGGUUCGGUCCCCAGCUCCGAAAAAAAGAACCAAAAAAAAAAAAAAAGAAAGAAAGAAAGAAAUUCUGUUUCAAAAAAAGAAAAAGAAAGGGAGGGAGGGAGAAAGGAAGGAAGGAAGAGAGGAGAGAAAGGGAGAGAGGAAAAGAGAGAGAGGGAGAGAGGGAGGAGAAACGCUAACCUUAUCUGAUCAGGGCCCUACCCUUAACUGUAAUUACUUCCUUACAAGCCCUGUCUUCAGUUACAAUCAUGCCAGAGAGAUAGGACUUUAACUUAUAUUCUUAGGGAGAGGGACACAUUCGGUCUUAGAUGUCCUCCACGUAUAUGACCACUCUUUGUUCUGUUGUCUCCCUGCUUCAGUUCCCACAUUGGCCUUCCUGCCCACAUCACCCUUCACAGUCCACAUAGAACCCUUUCCAAAAUAGGCAGCAGAUUACUGGAUGUCUCUCAAGCAGCAUUCCUGACAUCGUAUCACCUCUUUGCAUCCUCCCAACAAUCCUGCAAAGUGAUAGAAACCCAAGGAAGUCCCAGAGAGGUUAAGUGAAGGUCCAGAGUUACUCAGAGUCAGGUCUGAAUGCAAACUGAGCUCUGAAACACAUGUUCUUUCCAUGUGGUACAAGCACCAGAAAGGGCUCUAGACCCAAAUACCCAGGACAAUUAGUGAUGAGCAGAUAAGUUUGUGUAUAAUGUAACCUCAGCUUCUCCAUCAGUAUUUAUGGCAAAGCUGAUUUAUUUUUCUGAUUUCAUUAAGAAACCCAGGACCUCUGAGUUGCUACUUCUUUGGAAAUGACAAGUUAAUAUUUUCUAACACAAAUUAAAAUUUUCUAUUUUUCCUGUCAAGGAAGCGUUCUUAUAUGUGACUCCAAUUAUUUAUUAACAAAUUUACUUGUACUUUUAAGGGUAGAAAUUUUACCAGCAUAAAAUAACAGAUGAACUACUGCUUUGUUUUAAUUUUCUGCUAGCUAAUGGUCUGGCCUCCAUUCACUGCAGCAGGGUACCGCUUCAACUCACCAGAUCAGAUUGAAUCAACCGAGUGAGACCUGCGGUUGCCCAGUCUUUGGACACCGCUGAGGUGUGGAGGGGUGUUGCUCUCCAGCAUUUUUCUAGCAGUUGCUCUGGUCACUUUUGCACACCCAGCCCCCACAGUCUCAACCAAAUACACACACAGGCUGCCUUUCUCCUUGCCUUGGUGUUGAGGGCAUCAUUUCUGCAGACAUAAAGUUAGCGUUGCCUUUGUUUCAAAAAAGUACAAAGUGAUGCUUGGAGAGGUACCCUGCCUGAGCUGCUGGUGAUUCUGGGGAAACAGCCCAUUCAACUCCAGUUGGUUUUGUUAUCCAGGAGAGGCAGAGGCAUUCAGGAACCUGACCGCACUUGGAGCCUCCAGGGACCGUAGUCUCACUCAGAGCUACAUAUUCAUUAAGGGUCACCCCAGGUGCUGGUCUGUGGUCGGAGGGCCUGUGGGCUCCAGGCCACCUGGUGGACAGGCAGGCAGGCGCAUGUCUAGACCACUGCUGGCUCCGGGGCCACUGCUUUGCUGUGCUGGGUAAAUGGCCCUCUUUCCAUGCCCCCCUUUCCCCCCCAGGCUUGCCCUGCCCCACUACCGCUAACUGCUGCCUAUUUAAGCUGGAGGCCCUGACUCCCAGCCAGACACAGCCAGCUUCCAGAACCAGGAGAGUGAUGCAGCCUGCUCCGCUCACCCAGGGAUGAAAGGUCCUUCUGUUUCACCACUUCCAACCUAUGCCAUUUCUAACCGGUCCUGAUUGCCUGGACCUCUUGUCUCCAGAGGCAAGGACACAAGGCCCAAGUGACCCCUCCUCAGGUUUUCAACAAGCUUCCAUGUCCCAGCAUGGCCCCUUAAAGUGAACCAUGACUGUCUGUGGGACACUCACCACUGAUCAUCCAGAGUCCCAUCUCACCAGGAGGUGACCUGUCCUCCACCCUCCACCUGCCCCCGCCUGGGAAAGUGCUGCAGCUGCCACGGACACCAUGUAGUAGGGCCGGCUGCGGCGCCCAGUGAGCUGCAAUGGUUUUGUACACGACCCCCUUUCCUAACAGCUGUCUGUCUGCCCUCCACGCUGUGUCCUGGGCCCUCAUCUUCCCAUGUUACUGGCUGGUGGACCGGCUGGUCGCCUCCUUCAUACCCACCACCUAUGAGAAGCGCCAGAGGGCAGAUGACCCUUGCUACCUGCAGCUGUUCUGCACCGUACUCUUCACGCCAGUCUACCUGGCUCUGCUUGUGGCUGCGCUGCCUUUUGCCUUUCUUGGGUUCAUCUUCUGGUCUCCACUGCAGUCUGCCCGCCGGCCCUACUCCUACUCCCGGCUAGAAGACAAGAGCCCAGCUGGUGGGGCAGCCCUGCUUAGUGAAUGGAAGGGCACAGGGGCUGGCAAAAGCUUUUGCUUUGCCACAGCCAAUGUCUGCCUCCUCCCUGACUCGCUCGCAAGGCUCAAUAAUGUUUUCAACACCCAAGCCCGGGCCAAAGAGAUUGGGCAGAGAAUCCGCAAUGGGGCCGCCCGGCCUCAGAUCAAAAUCUACAUUGAUUCCCCCACCAACACCUCCAUCAGUGCAGCCAGCUUCAGCAGCCUGGUGUCGCCGCAGGGCAGUGAUGGGGCCAGAGCUGUUCCUGGGAGCAUUAAGAGGACAGCCUCUGUGGAAUACAAGGGAGAUGGUGGGCGUCACCCCAGCGAUGAGGCUGCCAAUGGCCCAGCCUCUGGGGAACAGGCUGAUGGAAGCCUUGAGGACAGCUGCAUUGUGCGAAUUGGUGGUGAGGAAGGAGGCCGGGCACAGGAAGCUGAUGACCCUGCUCCUGGGAGCCAAGCCAGGAAUGGGGCUGGUGGGACCCCAAAGGGCCAGAUGCCCAACCACAAUCAGCGGGACGGGGAUUCUGGGAGCCUGGGCAGCCCCUCCGCCUCCAGGGAGUCCUUGGUGAAGGCACGGGCUGGACAAGACAGUGGUGGCAGCGGAGAGCCAGGCAGUAACAGUAAGCUGCUGUAUAAGACCUCUGUGGUGAAGAAGGCAGCAGCCCGCAGGAGGCGCCACCCUGAUGAAGCCUUCGACCAUGAGGUCUCAGCCUUCUUCCCAGCCAACCUGGACUUCCUGUGCCUGCAGGAGGUGUUUGACAAGCGUGCAGCUGCCAAGUUGAAAGAGCAGCUACAUGGCUACUUCGAGUACAUCCUGUAUGAUGUUGGGGUCUAUGGCUGCCAUGGUUGCUGCAAUUUCAAAUGUCUCAACAGCGGUCUCUUCUUUGCCAGCCGCUACCCUGUUAUGGACGUGGCCUAUCACUGUUACCCCAAUGGGUGCAGCUUCGAUGCCCUGGCCUCUAAGGGAGCUCUGUUUCUCAAGGUGCAGGUGGGAAGCACACCUCAGGACCAAAGAAUUGUUGGGUACAUCGCCUGUACACACCUGCAUGCCCCACCAGAGGACAGUGCCAUCCGGUGUGAGCAGCUGGACCUGCUUCAGGACUGGCUGGCUGAUUUCCGAAAAUCUACCUCCUCGACCAGCACAGCCAACCCCGAGGAGCUGGUGGUGUUUGACGUCAUCUGUGGAGAUUUGAACUUUGAUAACUGCUCUUCUGAUGACAAGCUGGAGCAGCAGCAUUCACUGUUUACUCGCUACAAGGACCCCUGCCGCCUGGGGCCUGGGGAGGAAAAGCCUUGGGCCAUUGGCACCCUGCUGGACAUAAACGGUCUCUAUGAUGAGGAUGUGUGUACCCCAGACAAUCUUCAAAAGGUCUUGGAGAGUGAGGAAGGCCGCAGGGAGUAUCUGGCCUUUCCCACCAGCAAGAGCCCAGGGGCUGGACAGAAGGGACGGAAAGAUCUGUUGAAGGGCAAUGGCCGCCGCAUCGACUACAUGCUGCACGCUGAAGAGGGGCUGUGCCCUGACUGGAAGGCUGAGGUGGAAGAAUUCAGUUUUAUCACCCAGCUGUCCGGCCUGACCGACCACCUCCCCGUGGCCAUGCGGCUGAUGGUGUCUGCAGGGGAAGAGGAGGCGUAGACCAGCCAUGCCACUGAUCUCGAGCAGUGGGGCCUCUGCCAGCCCUUCAAGCCACAGCCCAUGUCUGGCUGUGUCCCCUCCACUGAGCACCUAGUGCUGCGGGGAGGAGGGCAGGGGCAGGGAAGAGCGAGCCCACCAAUCCCCUGCAAGCCUGCAAGCCAGGCUGCUCUGUGCCUCUGGGCCAUCUCUGCGGACAGAGGACUUGGGCCAGCCUGGGAGCCCCAGCCCUCUGACCAGUGCCAUUCUUUCCAGUCACGAUUUUCUACAAAAAUACACAGCACAACACAGUUUGUAACCCAAGGGUUCGUAUGAGGACCGGGUUUAUGUUCUCUUUGUAUCUCUUCUCGAGCUUUGUCCAGGGUUCAUCGCUUUUGUCUGCUGCCAAUGUUGUCUCGCAUGCCUGCACCCUCGCAUGCCCGCUGCCCGCAUGCCGUGUGCCACACUGUAGCACCCACCUAGACUCCUUGCUCGGGCCUCACCUAAGGCCAAACUCAAAACACAAAACAAUCAGAACCAGCCAAAGAAGCACUUCCUGGGCACAGUUGCCAUCUCCCCUCCAGCUCGGUGGGGGUGUGACUGACGGCUGUCAUUACCUGCCAGCCCAGGCCUCUUCCCAGGGUCUUGCAUUCAAGGGCGAUUACAUUUUAAGAUGAAAACAGAAAACGUUAAACACAAAAUCACCCUUCGGUUAGGGUCUGUAAGUCACUGGGUAGAACUGUGCUCUUCCCCAGCCUACACAGAGGGUCCAGCUGGCUCUGGCCACCCCAGCAGCUCCUGUAGGGGACUGACACCAGCUGUGGGGCCCUAGCAGGAAAUCCCAGAGGGAUCACUUUUGUACAGGAAGGGGACCCAGAGCAUGGGGGGAGGGUUCAGAUUUUGAAGACGACAGGUUUGUAGCUUCUUCCUACCCAAUAUGUCCUCUUCUAUGGGGCCCCUUGGGUUAACCUCUUCCUGAGGACUUCCCUCAUCCAUGUGUGGCUGAGCUCAGGAACACUUGCCUGCCCCAAGUCAGGUUGCACCUCUGGCCUCCCAGGCCCACCCUUCCUCAGUGGCUAACCUGAAUGAAGUGGCAGGAAACCAAGAUAUAGAGAAUGGCUUCUUCACCACUGAAAGCUCAGGUGGCCAGCCAACAGCUACUCCUUGUCUAGGGCAGGGCUGAUUCCAGACAGCAUCCACAAGCCACUCUUGCCACUGUGACUAGAGCCAGCCCCAAGCUCAGCACAGUCAGGCUGCUAGAAGCCCACUGCUCUCCACCUGUCCUGCUCAGGUGCCCAAGAGCGCACUGACUCCGCCAGCCUCCCUUCAGAGAGCAGAGGCUGAUCCCUGACUACAAAAGGAAGAUAGUCUGUCUCAGGCUGCUGAGCUACUGAUUUGAGGGACUUCUGAUAUCCCUGAUGGUCUCUUCAAAGUCCUUUGAUCUUGUAUCUGGCCUGGCUCAAGGCCAACUCUGCCUUGUGAUGGAGGGAGCAUCAGGCCCCUGCUGUUGGGACCUCUAAAAUGCUGGUGCCCUGAAGCUGUGCCUUGUCACCCAUUGAGUAGCAAGAGGAAUCCAGAGAGGCACACAUUUAACAGAUGCCAGGCCCUGUGCUGAGUGGAUCCUUCAGAGUAUGGCAGCUUGGCACUAGGGCAUUUACAGCUGGUGACACUGGCCUCUUAACCUCUUGGCCUAGAGAACCCUGCCCAUGUUUGAGUGUCCAGAGCUAGGACAGCCUUGCUGGGCUCUCUGCUAUGCCCCUCUUCUGCCAGGGCCUGACCUCCCAGGAAUCUGGGAGGUCCUCAUGGAAUGAAAGGUCCCUACUCCUGGAAACAACCAAGAUUCUAACAUUCAAGGCACCAUUGGGCAGGCCUAACCCCUAAACCAAUGGCACUGUGUACAAGGAAAGUAGAUGAGGCCAAGGCCACGGCUGGGGUCCCUAAACCUGGGUUAGGGUAAAACGUUUGGAGUCAGAGCCGCAUCCUUCUCUCCUUCCCAACUCCCAGGGCGGCCUUAGGCAAGUCAAACAGCCUUGUGCCUCUGUUAUUACAAGGUCACCUCUACACAGUCAGGUUCUGAAGCCCAGAGGAGGGACAGCCUGCCUUCAGGUCCCCUACACUUCUCAGCACUGAGGCCAUGACCAUCCGCCACAGUUCACUGUGGUUUGCCUGUGGACUCAGGGCUCGUGUACUGCCAGGCCUUUCUAUUUCAACUUUUAAAACAGAAGAGACAUUGCCAGGAUUCCAGAUUCCGUGACAAGGCCGACACAGGGGCAGUCACAGGGACCACUUGAAUCCUAACCGGCUCUGCCUGUCCAGGACCUCUCAAGGAAACAUAGAUAAGUGUAUUAGUUUAGGAAAGACCAUUCAGUUCAUCUUUAUUUGUCCAAAACCACCUGGAGUUUUAAGUAUGAAUAUUAACCUUGAUGCUUUUUAACUAUUGUAUUAACUUGCUCAGAUUUAGAAAUACUGUUUUAAAAGAAAACGAAGAAACUUUUUUAAUUUCUGUAUUUUUUUCUGUAUUGUAUCCUCAUGGGACAUUAGGGGUUUUAUAUGGUAAGACACCCAAGGUUUUGGUAAAACAUUAUCAAAUAUAUAUCCAGACGAUUCUUCCCUAGAAGAAAAAACAAUCUUUAUGCCUGAUUUUAAAAAGUUGAAAAGAGGUGGAUUUUUCCUUUAUGGUGCUGAAAGGAAGGAUGGAGAAUGAGGAGAAAAUAAAACUGUGAGGCUCAA
Molecule: messenger RNA, 11285 nt
Organism: Rattus norvegicus (Norway rat)
Lineage: Eukaryota; Metazoa; Chordata; Mammalia; Rodentia; Muridae
Source: RefSeq, a predicted model, not a curated record